GCUAUCCCGCGACAACAUGGAGACUUCCUUGGGGACGACCCCUGUGGGAAGCGCGCCAGAGGCGGAGAAAGAUACUGAAUUGCAAGAGCAUGAAAAGAUUUUGUCUUCCAAUUUUCUUUCAAUGGACCAAAUCACUGAUUUGCUAAAAGAAAAUGUAGAUGGAAUUCAAGAAAAAAUGGGCACAUUUUUGAAUUUCAGACAUCUUCAAACUUGUUUAAAGGAAGGCAUUCUACUAGAUUAUUAUGUGUCUGGAUUUUUGUGGGCUAAAGGAAUGGAAUUUUCUAUUACUCAAUAUUCAAAAUUUAUGACUUUACUGGAUAUGUUGCUUCAUAAUCUUAGAACCCUACAUAUGUCCCUAGAAGACAGCAUAAAGUGGCUUGGGGAAGUUAUGGCUGAAAUUGGACCAACCCAGUCACAAAAAAAUGAGGAACAGAAUGUCUUUAAUAUAGAACAAGCCAAUGCUAUCAUUGAUUACUUAAAAAUCAGCUUAUUUCAACAUUACAGACUGUAUGAGUUUCUGUUCUUCUCUACCAGGGAAGAAAUUGUGAUAGGAACUGAGCAAGUGAUAGAGGUUGUCAAGACUUCWGUCCACCCAUUCCCAGAGCCUCUGGUGGAAGGAAUCUCAUUUGAUAUUCAUUCAACAUUCAUAGAGCCACCCUCCACCUCAGAUAUGGAAAUGAAGGGGUUGGAUCAAGAACAAGGCCCUGAGCACUCCCAGUCAGAAUCUGACACUUCAGACAUGGAUCCUUUAGUUGGCUUCACCAUUGAAGAUGUAAAAUCAGUCCUGGCUCAAGUCACAGAAGACAUUUUAAAAGGCAUUCAGACCGAGAUAAACGAAAAGCUGCAAAUACAGGAAGAGGCCUUUAAUACACGAAUAGAAAAAUUGAAAAAGGCCUGAGGACUCAGAACAAGAAGAGUGAUGCUAAACUUCACAGAAACAAACAAAACAAGCCAGAAUAAUAGAUUCUCUCAAGCAUCACAUCUUCUUCAUUUAGUUGUGAAAGGAAAACCAAGCCCCACUUUUUACUAUCCUAAGUAAUUAGAAUACUAUUGGCCCCAAUUUUGCCAUCUCCUAUCCCAUAACAACCUCUGAAUUUAUUGCACUGCAUGUAAUGAAAGUGUUUUGUAUACAAGAGUUUGGAGAAAUUAUAUAUAAAAAUAUAAUUACUUUUAUGAUAGUCCUUUGACAUUUUGACUAAUAAACACUAUUCAUCUU
Messenger RNA from Urocitellus parryii (Arctic ground squirrel), 1216 nucleotides. It is a transcript of the gene Cabcoco1, whose product is annotated as ciliary associated calcium binding coiled-coil 1. NCBI's taxonomy places the organism in Eukaryota, Metazoa, Chordata, Mammalia, Rodentia, Sciuridae. The record is from RefSeq and is a predicted model, not a curated record.